AUGUGCAAUAACAAAAUGAUAACGUUCAUUGCCCUGCUGAGUAUCUGUUCUGCGGCUCGACUGGAUAACCUAUACUUACCGUCAUCAGGAGGCAAUGGAGGCAACGGGAAUGGAGGUGGCCAGAAUGGAGGUGGUGCUAGUGAAGAGCCAGAAAUUCCAAUAAUCUCAUAUGAAAAUGUGAAUAAUGGGGAUGGAAGUUAUAAAUGGAGUUACGAAUCUGCUAAUGGUAUCCAAGCUCAAGAAGAAGGCGAAUUGAAAGAAGGUGGCGAAGAAGGUAUCCAAUCAGCUGUAGGUUCGUUCUCUUAUACCGCUCCAGAUGGCACCGAAAUCAAACUUGAGUACACUGCGGAUGAAAAUGGAUUCGUGCCUACAGGAGACCAUCUUCCUACCUCACCUCCAAUUCCCCCAGAGAUUCAGAAGGCUCUGGAUGAGAUUACAGCAGCUGGUGAAGGAAAUGGAAAUGGAAAUGGUAAUGGGGGAGGUAAUGGAGGUGGCAAUGGAGGAGGAGAUGGCGGGGGCUAUCGAUACUAGAUCGAAUAUCACUUCAUAUGUACCAGGAGCUGAGAACCCAAAAAUGUGUUAUUUAUUUUACCGAAAUAGUAGUUUUAGGUAAUGUAUCUACCUGAAUGUAUUCAAGUAUGUUAUUGUUUAGUAGUAUAGCUUAUGAAUAUACUGAUUAUCGAUAUGUAAAUGUUAGAUAAUUUAGUACCUUAUGAUGAUUGACGACUGUGCGAUGAAAUGGAUAAUGUGUAAUUUUUUUCUGAUGAACCGAUAUCAUGAUAUACAGGGUUUCAGGAUUGUAAUUUCACAUCGUGAUUAUAUUUACAUAAUAGAUAUGUUUUCAGGUGCCAUUAUCCAGACAAACAGAAUGCUGAAGAUAUCAUAGUAUAUGAGACAAUAUUGAAACGUUAUUUAUUUAGUAAAGAUACCUUCAUGAAAGGAGUCUCUGGCGAUUUCAUUAAUUUCAUUCAAUUUGGGUAUUGCAUGAAACUAGGACUGCUAUUUGGUCAACUAUUCAAAAGAAAAUGAACUCCGAAAAAUUAGUUUUAUAAACAAGUAUCUACAAUUAAAU
This is a messenger RNA of Phaedon cochleariae (mustard beetle), 1072 nucleotides long. NCBI's taxonomy places the organism in Eukaryota, Metazoa, Arthropoda, Insecta, Coleoptera, Chrysomelidae. The record is from the annotation of a GenBank genome assembly.